Molecule: messenger RNA, 2310 nt
Organism: Eremothecium gossypii ATCC 10895
Lineage: Eukaryota; Fungi; Ascomycota; Saccharomycetes; Saccharomycetales; Saccharomycetaceae
Gene: KAR9
Product: Kar9p
Exons: 1
Coding region: 1-2310 (769 amino acids)
Biological process (GO): establishment of spindle localization; mitotic spindle orientation checkpoint signaling; nuclear migration along microtubule
Cellular component (GO): spindle pole body; mating projection tip; cell cortex
Source: RefSeq, marked provisional
AUGAUACAGGUACCUAACGCGUUUAUCUCGCCCCCCUUAGCGACCACACUAGGGCCCGGAGCUGACUCACUGGAGGAUGUGAUGCUGCGAAUCGGAAACAAGAACCUGAGCACGGAGGAGAUCAAGCAGGACCUGUUGCGAUUGGUCAACCUGCUGCAGGAUCUGAAGGUGUCGCUGAAGGGGACGUUUUCUAGGGACGUGGUGGUGUCGCACAUGCCACAGUACUUCGACUGGAUCCAGGACGGGCGUGGCCUCUUCUACCCGCUGUACAAGUGCUUUUCGCAGAUCGAGCCCGCGAUGCUGAAGUUCCUGGACCCGCUGGAGGCGCAGCAGACGUCCGGCGCGCUGAACAGGGACCAGGUGGCGAUCUUCAACCUGAUCGACCAGGUGUCCGAGCUCGUGCUGAGCCUGAAGCCGCUGUUCCAGUCGGUGAAGAACCUAUUCGACACGGCGCUGGAGUUCAAUGAGAUCUUCAAGGACCACAUGAACUCGCUACUGGAGGAGAUCGAAGGAAACAUGAAGAAGUGCCUCGCGCUGCACCAGGACUGCUUCGCGUCGCCCGUGAGACACCCUCCGUCCUUCACGUUGGACCAGCUCGUGGAGCUUAUAUCCUCAUCGUCAAACAACCAGCGGCUGCAGAUGCCGACCUUCAAUCCCCUGGAAAAGCGCAUCUACCAGGAUUACUGCGAGCUAGAGAAUGCUAUUGUGCCGAUCCAGACAUCGCUGAGAGACGUCCUGAAAACCCGCAUCCAGAUGUUCAGGGACCGAGAUAUUAUCAACCUAAACUACUUGAUGCGCUUGCUGAACCACAAGUACGCAAACAUAGUGGAGAAGUAUGACCACUUUCACAGCGAGCUGAUGGCUUUGAAGGCCGGGAUCAUAGAUAAGCGCUGGAACGUCCUCUUCACAAACCUUAACAUGGAAUUGGCAUCUAUACUGACGAGUGUGACUCGCAUGUACGAGAGUCUGCAAGACAACCCGACCAUAUCCGGCGAUACGAGGGACACGCUUAUACAGCAGAUACAGCAGAAAAGCGAUACCAUAUUCAAGACCUUCGAGGUCAUAUACAAGGCCCUUGACGCCUCCAUCCUCAAUCCCAACGUGGCCGAAGUCACUAAUACCCUGGCGGAUAAGUGGCUAGUUCUUCGCGAGAAAGUAGACCCCAUCCUCCCCAAAGAGACAGAGUCUGAUCCCAUCGACGUUUUGACAAAGCGAAUGAGCGACAUGACAAUUUCAGAGCCCGUGGACUCCAAACCGUUCCAUUUCGAUCGGAGCAAACGAUGUAGCGUAGGCGCACUCUUAUUACGCAAAAUGAACAUCAAGCCCAUACUCACAUCAGAUCCCGAUGAGGCGGAGAAGCCGAAGUUCAACAGGAGCUAUAGAAGCCCUAGCAGCGCGGAUGCCAACGGGUCCCCGAUCUCCUCGGAUUACCCCCCAGUGCCGUUCUCUCUAGAGCCCGUUCAUUCUAAAAACCCGCCCGUUUUUAAGCUCCAGAUUGGCUCCCCUGACCAGCCACCCGUCGUAAAGCUCCAGAACGAAAAUGUGUGCACAGAAGACAAAAAGACAUUGGCGCCCUCAAACACAGCAACGGCAGAGCCCAUAGGUGCUACCCAAAUGCAACUGAAUCCGGAAUAUCCUUGCUCACCCCCGCCGCCGGGGGACCCACAGCCCACGUCUCCGGCGCAAAACGCCACCAGAAGGCCUUCCGACGCAAGUCUUGGAUAUCCUGGAUCACACAAAGACCCACAGUCCCCAUCAGCCCCCUUCCUCUCUGCAGGCUCAUCUGCGCCGGUCUCGCCGCGGGAGGCACCGGCCACGAAGUCUCCGUCGCUAUCACCAAAGGACUGUCGGCCAGAGUUCGACCACAUGGAACCCCCAGAUUUCUUUCGCAGCGGAGAAGAUAGCUACACCUGGCGCCGCGACCGGAGCAGGAACUCUUCUGUUUCCUCUGCCUCCGCCGGCGAACUAUCCGGCAAGCUGCUCCUGAGCGCGUCUCCCCAGAGCUCGCAGCCGGGUGACUUCACCGCAUGCACAACUGCGCCGAACGAGGACGACGUCUCUCCAACUUCGCUGGUUUCCGAUGACUACAUCAAGCAGGCGGAUCAUAUUAAGUAUAUCGAACGUAUCGAGGAAGAGCGUUUUAGGUACUAUGCUAAUAUGCAUUCGAGGAUUCCCGUCAUGUUCAGCGAUUUGAUACCGCAGCCAAUACACCUCUCACACUUCCCCCGAAGCCCAGGAACCCGGCACAACUACUGGUCAUCGAGAUUGAAGGAGCCCACGCCGUUGGCGGAUCUUCUUAACUUAUCAUGA